UAUGGCGGCGGAUGUGACACUUCGAACGUCCGUUGUAGAGAUGUAGGUAAAUUUACUUCAAUGUCAUGAAAGGAGCAAUGAAAUUCAGAGAUAACUGUGCGUUUCAAGUUCUUGAUGGAGGAUAAAAGUAAUUCUUCGAGAAUUUCUUCGAAGACUUCUCAGGUUUUAGUGCAGCCUCUGGAUGAUUCAAAAAUAAGAAAUUUGCUGCAUACUUUAGAGGAUUUAGUGAAAUCAUCUCUUGGACCUUCUGGCAGACUAAAGUUCUUUCAGACAUCUGGAGGUGGUCAUGUUACUGUAACAUCAACAUCGAGCAAAAUUCUUCAUAGUUUGUCUGGGUUGUCACAUCCUAUAUCAAGGUUGAUUCUCUCUGCUGUAAGAGGGCAUCUAGAUGCCUAUAAUGAUGGUGGUUUGAGGACAGCAUUGCUUAUGUUAAGCUUGAUACAAUCAGCCAUUGACAUGCAAAUUCCAAGAGUGCUAGUGACACAGAUCUUUGAACAUUCUCUGGAAGUCUUGUCUGAUCACCUUGAAUCAUGUCACUGGAAAAUGAAGAUGGAUAUUGGACACAUGAAAAGCAUGAUGUCUGUUGUGAACAGUAUUAUUGGAACCAAAUCUGCUUGUCAUCUUAGUGAAUCAGAAAAGCAAUAUAUCAGUGUGUUACUGAUCAAGGCUUUUCUCCAAUCUUUGCCAAGUAAGACAUGUAAAGAUUCUUCCUGUUCACCUUUGGCACCUCUUCCAGUCCAAAUAGUAACUUGUGAGGGAGAUCCUGUGAAUGAAUCCAAAAUUUUACUAGGUGUCCUUUUACAAGCCCCUGAUAUUCCUACCUUUCGACAAAACAAGACCCUUGUAAGCCCUGCUGCCAAGGUUGCUUUAUACAAUGUAUCAAUGGCAGGAGACACUGAUGAAUGGUUCAGUGAUAGUGUGAAGACAGAGGCAACAAUGUUUAGGCAUGAUGCUAACAUAGAAAGUGCAACUGUGCGUCAAAUGCUAAAGGUUGCUGAUUGGUUGAUUAGUACUGGGGUGGCUGUUAUUGCUUGCCAGAAGUGUGUACAUCCUGCAGUCAAGCAAUAUUUGCGAGAUAAGGGUGCUUUGGUGAUUGAUCGUGUCUCGAUUGUUCACAUUACGGCUGUACAGAGACUGACUGGGGCUGUACUCUUGAGCACUUUCACCAUGGACAUUCCUGUGUCAAACUUUGGACAACUGGAGAGGAUUGAACAUAUGGUGUUAAAUAACAAGAGCUACAUUCAUCUGUUUCCUCAACCAUCAUUAAAAUCAUCUCCCGUGUGCACUCUUGUGCUGUGUGCACCAGAUGAAACUUCCCUUGAGGAGCUCAAGACAGUUUGCCAAGCAUCCAUCAUUGCAUUACAUGAGACACUUAAACAACCAUAUGUCUUUCCUGGUGCUGGCUGUCUGGACACACACUUAGCAUCAGUGCUAAGAAUGUAUGGGAAAAACUGUAGUUCAGAGAAAUCCAGAGAUCUUGGCUGCUCUAAAGGUCAGAUAAUUUCUGUUAUCAACAAUGUAGCCCUCUGCUUGGAAUCCUUAGCCAAGUGCCUAGAACAUGAUGGUGGGAUUGAGAUUACUGACUCAGCCAAUCACCAUCAUUGGAGUCUUUCUCCUGGAGCACUGGAACUGAAACCCAGCAUGCCUUACUGCAUGUGUGGAUUGGUGUCACAUGACCAUUCAUUGGAGUGGAGCAUGAUGGGAGAAAUGAUCACAAAUACCUCAUUUGGUAAUGGGGAUAAGUGUUGCACUGGGAAUAGUAACAAACUAUUUGAGAAUGUUGUUGUGGAUAUUUACUCAAUGAAGAUAAAUUCAUACAGAAUUGCAUUUGAAACUGCCAAUGCUAUACUAAGAAUUCAAUGUAUAGUAAAUAGUAAUGUGGUGUAAAUAUUAUAAUAGUAAUUUGGUGGUAACAUGAUGACAUGAAGAUAAAAACAAAAUUUACAAUAUAAAAUCUAAACCUAGCACAACUGAGUAGUUUGCUUAAUGCUGUUGUCUUACCAUUUAACCCUUAACUUCCAGUAGUGAUUAAUGUGUUACUUCUCUCUAUAAUAUCCAUACAUUAUCUAGCAAACAGGUAAUGAGAAUACUCAAACUUAUCAAGUAGAAGUGGUUAUCUUGAUCUAACACCAAAUUCUUGUAACUAAUCUACAAGGAAAUGUUUAGCAGCCAGAGCAGAGGAUUAACAAUCAGAUAUUGGGAGCUUAAGAGUUACAGAUGAUAACAUAACACAUCCCAACAAACACAAUGUAAAGAUAAUCAACUAAAAUUCAACAUUUAAGGUUUUAGAUAUUUAUUUUAAAAUAGUUACCGUUAAAAUUUAUUGACUUUCUACUCUAGUGAUUAUGUUUCAUUUUUUACAAAGAAAUUUUCUCAAUAUUUGGAAGCAUUUAAAACACUCAAAGAGCAGAGGAAACGAGACACAAGAUUAUCUUCCCCACUACCUGUCCUUCAUCUGAAGGUAGAGACGUGCGUGGAGGAAGAACUACGGGUUUUUAAAUAAGAGGCAUUCCAUAUGACGACACCGGAAGUUCGUGUUGGAAUGGCACAAUCGUUGGUCAGCGGAUAACCUUAACUUCCGGUUGAUCUUUUCUUUUCGUAGCAUACGACAGCUGUUGAGUUUUAUUUGGCGGUUGUACAAAUAUUUGUGCGUUAUUUAUGCAUCAUGGUCGUGGUGAAUUAGUGAAGAAGCAUAGGAAAGCCUUAAAAUAGUUUAUCACAGAGCUAAAUGUAAUACUUUUGACGCGGAUAACACAUGACGAGGCGAUGCAACAGUCAAGUGUCGACCACGGAGAACGGGGAAUUGAACAUUCGUCCUCGACAGUUUCUAAAAUUGGCUCUUGUGAUCGGAUUUAUGAUCGCAGUUGCUCUCAUUGCUUUGUACUACAGGAACUUUUUGAUAAUUUUGAUUAUCAUAGCCGUGUGGAUCUCUUAACCAGCGAAGGAAACACGUCCGUAGAUGCUUCACAUUUGAAGAUUCUCCGUUAUAUUGGACGACACUGUGGAUGGCUUUUCAAUUCGAUACUGUCUUGUUUCGCCGUUCAAGUUUCAAUUACAGUACUCCAGGUUGUAUACUCUUGGUCGCAACAAUUCGUUUUGGUCUUGAACGAUCUAUUUGUUUCAGACAUACCCAUGGAGCAGCUAAAAAGAACGAACUAUCGAUUGGGUAACCCCGAAGUGAUAUGAAGUGCGUCUAGUCACUAUGGAGUUUUCGCCUUCCCUCAGGAAUGAAACUCUGUAAUUAGCGUAAACAAAAAGGGACAUGAAAUAAAUUAUAAAUUCAUGUAUCACUUUCAAAAGUAGUUACUUAGAGAUUUCAAUGAACGGUGGCUUCUCGAGAACUUUUUUGAAUGAGAUUGACAGUGCAUGAUGUUAAAGUAGAUUUAGGUCAUGAUCUUUAGGAUGUAGCGAUGAAUUGAAAUAUACCAGUAUCGAUCCUUCA
Molecule: messenger RNA, 3442 nt
Organism: Pocillopora verrucosa
Lineage: Eukaryota; Metazoa; Cnidaria; Anthozoa; Scleractinia; Pocilloporidae
Product: molecular chaperone MKKS
Biological process (GO): chaperone-mediated protein complex assembly; protein folding; intracellular transport
Cellular component (GO): kinociliary basal body; nucleus; cytoplasm
Molecular function (GO): ATP binding; ATP hydrolysis activity
Source: RefSeq, a predicted model, not a curated record